CGGCAAUCAGCUGCUCGGCGUAUCAUUUACAAAUAAAUUGUUAGUAAGAGGUAUUGGCGUUGUGUUUGAUAAAAAGAAAUUAUUAAUUGAACUUGGUAGAAUGAAAUUUCGUUUUUGUGGCGAUGGCGAUUGUCCUGAUUGGGUGUUGGGCGAAAUUAUUUUUUCGCUGUCGGUAAUGGAGGCGGAAAAUUUGGAGUUGCUGGCUGAAUUGGUAGCCAAGAAGAUAUUGGGCGAAGAUUUCGAUGAAUCUCUUGUUAAAUCGCUUAUACCGCCUAUUUUACACGAUGGCAAAAGUGCCAUUGCUUGCAUACAUCUUCUAUUAAAUAAUGCGGCCCGUCACAGUGUUACGGAAUCGGUGUUCAAUGAAGAAAUACAACAAUUAGGUUUACCUAAGCAACAUGCAGAGGCGAUCUGUCGUGUUUUAUCGAAUCAUGCGACCGCAAUACGUCAACGCUUGAUAGAUAAGGCGUUUAGAAUUAAUGAGUUAUCCGCGGUGCAAUAUUUACCCUCUGUCGACGCAGGUAUUAACUGUAGUACAUUUGAAUUGAAAAUCUCUCAGGAAUUGGUUGACGGUUUAUCACAAAACAGCACACAUGUCAUCAAUAUUGAUAAUAGCCAGUUACGUGCGUUACUGGAGGAAUUAAAAUACGCUCGUGAUGUUAUGGCAAAAUACGAAAUACAAAAUAAAGGAUAAGACAGGAUUCUAUUAAUCCUGUUCUACAUAUAGGAUGGACGUGUGGCGCGAGCGUAAAAAUCAUGCUAAAGCCCUUCUAUUUCUUCUUCCAAGAGAUUUUCAGCAACCUGAUUUUUCUGAUUUUUUGCCCUGGUUUCAUCAAGCUUGCCGAAGUUAACCAUUCUUAACCAUGCAUCUCAAAAUGUAGUAAAAUAAUUUUGCUUACGUGUUUUACGGUAGUAUAAGUGAAGGUUUGUGUCUAUGAAAAUAACUUGCAUUAAGAAUAAUGUACGCUUGCCUUACUUUACGCGGGAUUGGCAUUUAGUAAAGACAAAAACCAAUGAGACUUAUGCGGACAUCUAGAUUUGUUUUAUUAUUAAUAGGUGGCCGUGUUCGGUAGUCAGAAAGGCAUUAAAUGUGUGACCUCAUAAAAUCUUUUCUUAGUUAUAAUUUACGAAUAAGGAUGAAUAGUAAUAGAGUUCACAUUCAUUACUGUUACUAGUUAGAGGGAAACCAAGCAGCAACAUUAUAGUCGUCCAAGACACAAAGACUUCACUUCAAUGGCUUUAAUCAUAAAAACUACAAAUAAAAUUAAAUAAAU
This is a messenger RNA of Glossina fuscipes, 1274 nucleotides long. RefSeq names its product COMM domain-containing protein 4. The coding region runs from base 101 to 694 and encodes 197 amino acids. The record is from RefSeq and is a predicted model, not a curated record. Lineage: Eukaryota; Metazoa; Arthropoda; Insecta; Diptera; Glossinidae. The transcript is spliced from 5 exons.